Molecule: messenger RNA, 1080 nt
Organism: Phanerochaete carnosa HHB-10118-sp
Lineage: Eukaryota; Fungi; Basidiomycota; Agaricomycetes; Polyporales; Phanerochaetaceae
Exons: 9
Coding region: 38-985 (315 amino acids)
Cellular component (GO): endomembrane system
Source: RefSeq, a predicted model, not a curated record
GCCGUGUUUGAAGGCACUCCCGCCCCGAGCCUUCCGGAUGAGACUCCUUCUUAUCGUUGCGUGGCUCGCCCUCCUCGUCGUCGCGGUCGCUGCAUGGACCAAGGAGGACUACGAGAUCUUCGACCUCGUUAGCGCAAUAGAAGCGGCCGAGGGGAAGGGCACGUCAUUUUAUUCCUGGUUGGAGGUGUCGCCUAGUGCGUCCACGUCUGAGAUUGCACGGGCGUAUCGCAAAAAGAGUGUACAACUACACCCGGACAAGAACCCAGGCGUGAAGGGUGCACAUGACAUAUUCGCCAGGCUAGGAGUCAUCUCUAAGAUUCUCAGGGACACUGAAGGUCGCAAACGCUAUGACUUCUUCUACAAGAACGGCGUCCCGAAAUGGCGAGGCACAGGGUACUAUUACUCCAGAUUCCGACCUGGACUUGGAACGGUUGUCGUAUUCCUGGCAAUCGUAACCUCCGUUCUUCAAUACGUGGUGCAACGACUCAACUACCAGCGCGAUCUGAAGCGGGUGGAAGAGGUUACCGCUCAAGCCAAGUCAGCGGCCUGGGGCAACAGGCUCACACCUGGCGAGGGCCAAAGGAAGGUCAAAGUUAAUCUUGGUGGCGCUCCACGGAUCGACGAAGACGGCAGUCUAGUCCCGGGCAGGAUGGUGGAUAUGGUCGUAGAAGGCAACGACGUGUUUAUCCUCGAGGAGGAUGGCAGCUUGCUACCAGUCGACAAUUCAACCGCAGUUCCUCCGUCGUUCAGUAGGACAUGGCCUGUUGUGCUUGCGUCUAGUCUUUACGCUAAGAUCGUCGGAGGCCAGAAGGCUGUCGAUCAAGAAGAUAAAGAAGAGAGCGAGGACACUUCGGGAACAGCAUCUGACGCGCCCGGCAGCGGGACUGUUACGCCUAGGGAACGUAAGACGCGUACAGCAAACGGAGGGCCGGUGGCUACAUCAAUGGCUGGGGGCCGCAGGCGGAAAGCGGUGAGGAAGAAAUGAUGACCGGAGGCUUAGCCGUGGAGUAGCCGAUACGUUUAGCUCUGCUCUGAAUUUGUGUCUUUCCGAGGGUAAUAAAAAAUGGGUCCGCUUGCCUC